AGGCCCAAACAGGUAGAAGAAGGGGGGCUGCGAAACGCUGCGUUUCGCGUUUUCUUCUCCCUCCAGCAUAGGUUUUUGCAGAGUAUUCUACACCUGCAUAUUCACUUCUUCACAAAAUUACCGAUCACCACGUUUCUUCUUCCACCAAAAUCUCGCCCUAUUGCGAUACGAUCUCAGCAGUUACGAAUUUGAGGUAUCAAUCGAUCCUCUGGCGAUAAUUUGCUUUCUAAACCCCGCCAUUGUUAUAGCAGAUUUGGGUAUUAAGCAAUGGCAAGGGCAAGAGACAGAACCGAGGAUUUCAAAGAUGCUGUUCGACACAGUGCUCGAUCUUUGGGGUAUGAUGAGGCUAAGUUGGCGUCAGUUAUGGCAUCUUUCAUUAUUCAUAAACCUCCACAAAGAUCGCCGUUUUCAAAAGCUGCACUGAAGACGGAGCGAGAUAGUAUUGAACAUGAAGUUAGUGUUUUUGUUAAAACUUGUCAGGAACAAAUUGAUGUUCUCAAAAAUAGUAUAAAUCAAGAAGAGGAAACAUCAAAAGGAUGGCUUGGCAUCACAACGUCAAAGGCUAAUGCUGACACCAUUGCCCACAAACAUGGGGUGGUUCUAAUCUUAAGUGAGAAACUCCAUUCAGUUUCAGCUCAGUUUGAUAAGCUUAGAGCUGUUCGUUUCCAAGAGGCCAUUAAUCGAGCAAUGCCACGAAGAAAACUUAAUCGCCUAACCAAGAAAGAUUCUAUAGAAACCCCUAAAUCAGAUGACGUGGAGCUCAGAGAACCCAGUGAAUUACACAAUGAGCCUCUAAGAGUCCAACAACAGCUAUUGGAUGAUGAAACACGCGCACUUCAGGUGGAAUUGUCCAAUCUUCUAGAUACAGUUCAAGAAACUGAAACUAAGAUGGUGGAAAUGUCUGCAUUAAAUCACCUCGUAUCUACACACGUUUUGCAACAAGCUCAGCAAAUUGAGCAUCUGUAUGAGCAGGCUGUUGAAGCUACUAAGAAUGUUGAACUUGGCAACAAAGAACUUUCCCAAGCCAUUCAGCGGAAUAGCAGCAGCAGAACAUUUCUUAUACUUUUUCUAUUUGUGCUUACAUUUUCAGUUCUCUUUCUUGAUUGGUACAGUUAAAUGUUCAGAGGGUAAGUGUAACUAUGUUAUAGUGCAUUCUCCUUCCCCACUCCCAUUAUUCCUUAUUAUUGUGGAUAUCUGUAUUUUCCCACCAUAUAGGCCAUUUUGUUGUUA
Arachis duranensis is the source of this 1230-nucleotide messenger RNA. Its product is annotated as syntaxin-81. Gene Ontology annotation, biological process: retrograde vesicle-mediated transport, Golgi to endoplasmic reticulum. Gene Ontology annotation, cellular component: endoplasmic reticulum; membrane; SNARE complex. The transcript has 7 exons. Bases 268 to 1116 code for a protein of 282 amino acids. The record is from RefSeq and is a predicted model, not a curated record. Lineage: Eukaryota; Viridiplantae; Streptophyta; Magnoliopsida; Fabales; Fabaceae.